Alternaria novae-zelandiae is the source of this 1260-nucleotide messenger RNA. RefSeq lists its product as uncharacterized. The record is from RefSeq and is a predicted model, not a curated record. NCBI's taxonomy places the organism in Eukaryota, Fungi, Ascomycota, Dothideomycetes, Pleosporales, Pleosporaceae. The transcript has 2 exons. The coding region runs from base 1 to 1260 and encodes 419 amino acids. Gene Ontology annotation, cellular component: cytoplasm; late endosome. Gene Ontology annotation, molecular function: oxidoreductase activity. Gene Ontology annotation, biological process: retrograde transport, endosome to Golgi.
AUGGGGGAUGAUACAGUCAUUCUGGGUGCAGGUGUCAUCGGCCUCGCGACGGCCUACCAGCUCGCACUCGCUCACCGAAAGACCGUCAAUGCCACGACCAGGCCACACGGCAAGAUCAUCGUCAUUGAACGAGCUGCGCAUAUCACUCCUGCUGCCUCUGGUCAAGCGACAGGUGGACUUGGAGAUUUCGGCUUUGCGAGCGGUGUCGCUGAUUUGGGCGUUCUGUCCUACAAGCUCUUUCAGGAACUGGCUCUCGCGAAUGGGAUGAAGGAGUUCGGCUUUAGCGAGUCUACCAUUUACCGGAUCAUACCCGACGACUUCACGAGCAUGCCUAAGCCAUCUGAUAGUUGGGGUCCGACUCCUCCCGUCAAACAGCCUUUGUCUGCGCUUCCUGACUGGGUCAAAACUGAGAGCCAUUGGUCUGUGCAGCGUAUGGCUGGGCCCCCUCACGCAUCGCAUCUCGAGUGCAAGAAACUGGGCGUUAAGUUCAUCUUCAACGCGAACGCAACAUCAGUUCAGGCAGCACCAGGAUCGCGACACUUCACAAGCAUCCAGAUCAAGCAACAAGAUCGCGAUCCCCUCAGCAUACCCUGCAGAAGCCUAGUCAUAGCAGCAGGACCCUGGUCCCCAAACGUCUUCUCAACACUCUUCCCUCACGCAUCUUCCCAACUCCCAAUGAACUCCACAGCCUCAGCCGGAAACCAUUUCCGCGUCCGCACACCUAACUGGAAACCAGAGGACGACCAGAAAGGAAGUCAACAAGUCUUCUUCCAGAGCGAUGUUCCGGGUAGACAGGGUCUCGACAUCACUAGUUUUUCGGGGGGUGAGUUGUAUGUCGGUGGAUGGGGAGCGGAACAGGAAGUACUUCCUGAACUUGCGGAGGAUGUGCAUGCGCAGCCGGAUGAGGUUGAGAGGAUGAUGGAGAUUGUGAAGGGGUAUCUGAUGGUGCCGGAGGGUGAGGAGUUGGAUGUUUUUGCGGUGGGGAGGUGCUAUAGACCGCUUGCGGAGUUCGGACAUCCUAUCGUUAUGAAGAUGGAGUGGGAGUUGCUGGGUAUGGACGAUACUUCCCAGGACAGGCCGCUUUCUGCUGAGCAAGAGGAUGAUCUCCAGGAUAGUCGGUACGGUCCAGGGGGUCUGUUUCUGAACACGGCUCACUUUGACGAUGGUGUGACAUUGUCGCUUGGAAGUGGGAGGGUUAUGAGCGAGCUGCUGUUGGGUUUACCACCUUCGGUUGACGUUUCGGGGCUGGGGUUGCGCUGA